AUGUCUGAGGCACAGCGGAAGAGGCUCGAGACCGAGACCAUGGCCAUGCAGAAGAUGCAGAAGGAGUACCAGACCCUGGUCAUCAACAGGCAGCAGCUCGAUUCGCAGCUGCAGGAGAACGAGCUGGUCGACAAGGAGUUCAAGCUGAUGAAGGACGAUGCGCGCGUCUACAAGCUCACCGGCCCAGUGCUGCUGCCGCAGGACAAGACCGAGGCAGCCACGAAUGUCGAGAAGCGCCUCGAGUUUAUCCGCAGCGAAAUCAAGCGCGUUGAUGGCCGGAUUGAGACGCUGGCCAAGGAGCAGGAGAAGAAGAGCGUCGAAAUCUUUAAGCUGCAGAUGGACAUCCAGGGCAUCAGCAAGCAAUAA
Messenger RNA from Linderina pennispora, 366 nucleotides. Its product is annotated as Prefoldin. Gene Ontology annotation, biological process: protein folding; chaperone-mediated protein complex assembly. Gene Ontology annotation, molecular function: protein-folding chaperone binding. The coding region runs from base 1 to 366 and encodes 121 amino acids. The record is from RefSeq and is a predicted model, not a curated record. Gene Ontology annotation, cellular component: cytoplasm; prefoldin complex. The transcript has a single exon. NCBI's taxonomy places the organism in Eukaryota, Fungi, Kickxellomycota, Kickxellomycetes, Kickxellales, Kickxellaceae.